Molecule: messenger RNA, 2064 nt
Organism: Paramecium tetraurelia
Lineage: Eukaryota; Ciliophora; Oligohymenophorea; Peniculida; Parameciidae
Exons: 4
Biological process (GO): spliceosomal complex assembly; regulation of mRNA processing; protein phosphorylation
Molecular function (GO): ATP binding; protein kinase activity
Source: RefSeq, a predicted model, not a curated record
AUGAAAUAGAAGAAUAAGAAACCUAUCUCUGAACUCUUGAAGCAAAAAAGAAUAGCUGAGCAAUAAUCAUAGCAGCCUCAAUAACCCGCUUCACCUCCAUCUCGAUCAUCUUCUUCCUGUUCUUCUAAAUCAUCUGAUCCAUAUGAAAAUAGUAGCGAUGCUGAGGAUUACGAGGAUUACAAAAAAGAUGGUUAUCAUCCUGUAUGUAUUGGAGAUAAAUUUCACAAUGGGAGAUAUUAAACUAUUCAAAAACUUGGAUGGGGGCACUUUUCAACUGUUUGGUUGGCGCAUGAUAAAUAAUCUGAAACACAUGUUGCAUUGAAAAUUUAGAAAAGUAAACAGAGUUAUUAAGAAAGUGCUAUUGAUGAAUUAGAGCUUUUAAAGGAUUUGUAGAAGCAUAUAAAGGAUGAAAAAUGGAUUUAGUAUUAAGAAUAAUUAUCACAGAUUCCAAAAUUAGAUUAUUCAACUCUUAAGUGGUGUGAUCCAAACAUUAAAAAUACAGAAUAGGAUAUGGAUAUUAAAGUGAAAUUGAAUGAAACAUAUUGUGUAGAAAUGGUUGACAAUUUUAUUCAUUAUGGAAUGCAUGGAAAACAUUAUUGUACGGUUUUUGAAGUCCUAGGACCAUCUUUAUUAGAUUUAAUUAUUCACUUUGAUGAUUAUGAUAAAAGAAUGGGUAUGUGGUUGGUAAAAUAAAUCACAAGGGAACUCUUAAUUGGAUUAGUAUAUAUGCAUGAAGUUUGUAACAUAAUUCACACUGAUUUGAAGCCAGAAAAUAUUAUGCUUUAAUUGAAACCAUAGAAUUUUGGGGAAUUUGUAGAAUAAAUGAAAAUGGUCAAAAAAAAACCAAUAAGCAUGAAAUUUUUGGAAAAAUUAAAGAAAUCGAUGAAAUCAACCAAUAAAAAAUAGGAAAAGAGAAAAAAGUAGAAAUAAAAGAAGCUAUAAUAGUAAUAAGAAAAAGAUUAGUAGGUAUAAUAAUCAACUGAAUAAUAAUAAGAUGUGUAAUAAUACCAGGAUUAAUAGUAAUAAUAAUAAUAAUAAUAAUAAUAAUAAUAAUAAUAAUAAUAAUAACAAUAAUAAAAUACAUAAAUACAACGAAAUACAAAUAAUAAUACUGUCUAAGAAUAGAUAUAACAAGAUUCAUCAAUAUAAUAAAAGAGUACUUAAAUUAAUGAAGACUAAAAUUCUACAAAUAUUUAAUCUGUUUAAAAUACUGUUUAACUUGAACCAAUAACAGAUGAGGAAUCUGAAUAAAUAUCAAAUAUUGAAACUAUAUAGAAUUAAGGCGAAUAAUAAAGUAAUAAAGAACAAGAGAAUUAAGAAUUAUUAUAAAAAGAAGAGGUUCAUCAUGCCCAUAAGCAUAGAAAUUUACAAAAGGAAAAAGAAAAAGCUUAAAAGGAUAAAAAGAAAAGUCACAGUGAAGAAGAAGAAAUUUCAUCUGAAGAGGAUGAUUAAGAUUGGAAAUCAGAAGAUCAAAGCGAAGAGUCAGAAUCGGAAGAAGUAGAUGAAGAAACUUUAUACACUUUAAAAUGGAAAGAACAUAUCAAAAUAAAGUUAGAUAGAGAUUUAUCUAUUAAAAUUGUUGAUUUUGGAAAUGCCUGCUGGACUAAUAAGCAUUUUACGGAUAAUAUACAGACUAGAGAAUAUAGAGCACCUGAAGCUAUCUUGGGAAUUGAAUAUGAUACUAGUACUGAUAUUUGGAGUACUGCUUGCAUUGUGUUUGAAUUACUUACUAAUGACUAUUUAUUCAAGCCGAAAAAGGGAAAAGGAUUUAAGAAAUCAGAUGAUCAUUUAGCUUAAAUGAUGGAAGUUUUAGGAAAAAUGAACAAAAAAUGGGCAUUGAGUGGUUCUAAUAGCAGGGAUUUCUUUAACAAAACAGGCUAGUUAAUAAACAUUAAAGAUUUGCACCCAACAUCUAUUAGUAAAAUAUUAAUGAGUGAAUAUGGUUUUUCAUAUUCAGAUGCGAAUCAAAUUGAUGAUUUUCUUGUUCCAAUGUUAGCAUUUGAACCAAAGAAGAGAGUGACAGCCAGAUAGGCACUUUAACAUCCUUGGCUCUGGUCCAAAUGA